GAGGGAGAAACCUCGGACUUGGAGCCUUCGCUUCGCCUUCGGUGUCCGCCUCAGUCCGCCCGAAGCCCCGUGGGGCUUCUCACGGCUCCCCGAAGAGACAAGGAGUAUGUGCAGAAGCUGGAAUGAAUGGGAAGAGGCGGUCGGCAGCGGAAGCCCGAGGCGGGAGUGAGCCCGGAGCAUGUUCAUCUCGGUUUCUCCAAUCCUUCAGGUUCCACCUUCGGCGACGGCGCCCCCCGCCGCAUCCCUGACUUACCUUGUUUGUCCGCCGGUAGGCGCGUCCAAGCAGACCAAGCCUGGUUGAGAAGAGGUGUGUUCAUCAUGGCCCAGGGAUCCAGUGACAUGGAAACUGCUGAUCAAGAGGAGAGUUCUCCAAAUAUGAUUGUUUACCGAAAGAUAGAAGAUAUCAUUACAAGAAUGCAGGAUGACAAAGCAGGUGGAGUGCCCAUCCGCACCGUCAAGAGCUUUCUGUCAAAAAUCCCUAGUGUUGUCACAGGAGCUGACAUAGUGCAGUGGCUUAUGAAGAAUCUCAGUAUUGAAGAUCUAGCUGAAUCAAUACAUCUGGGAAGCCUCAUUGCAGCACAGGGAUAUAUUUUUCCAAUCUCAGAUCACGUUCUGACUUUAAAGGAUGAUGGUACUUUUUAUCGUUUUCAGGCUCCAUACUUCUGGCCUUCAAAUUGUUGGGAACCAGAAAACACGGACUAUGCCAUCUAUCUUUGCAAGAGGACCAUGCAGAACAAAGCUAGACUGGAACUGGCAGAUUAUGAAGCAGAGAACUUAGCAAGACUUCAGAGAGCUUUUGCCAGAAAGUGGGAAUUCAUCUUUAUGCAAGCUGAAGCACAAGUCAAAAUUGACAGAAAAAAGGACAAAACAGAAAGGAAGAUUUUGGAUAGUCAAGAAAGAGCUUUCUGGGAUGUCCAUAGGCCGGUGCCGGGCUGUGUGAACACAACAGAGAUGGACAUCAGAAAGUGUCGGCGUAUGAAGAAUCCACAGAGGGUCAAAAAGUCAGUUUAUGGAGUUACAGAAGAUAGUCAGUCCCAAAGUCCUGCACAUAUGCCUUCCCAACCAAUUCGCAAAACAACAAAAGAUGACGUCCGAAAGCAAAUAACAUUUCUGAAUGUUCAGAUAGACAGGCAUUGUUUAAAAAUGUCUAAAGUAGCGGAAAGUUUAAUUGCUUAUUCAGAUCAGUACAUUGAUUAUGACCCCUUUAUAACUCCUGCGGAACCUUCCAAUCCCUGGAUAAAUGAUGACUCUGUGUUUUGGGACUUAGAAACAAGCAAAGAGCCUUCCCAGCAUCGGGUCAAAAGAUGGGGCUUCUCUAUAGAUGAGGUGUUGAAAGAUCCUGUGGGACGUGACCAGUUUCUUCGAUUUUUGGAAUCGGAAUUCAGUUCUGAAAACCUCAGGUUUUGGUUGGCUGUCCAAGAUCUCAAAAAACAACCAUUGCAAGAUGUAGCUACCAGAGUAGAAGAGAUCUGGCAAGAGUUCCUUGCUCCUGGGGCCCAGAGCGCCAUCAACCUGGACUCUCACAGCUAUGAAAUAACAAGCCAAAACGUCAAAGACCCAGGGAGGUACACAUAUGAAGAUGCACAGGAACAUAUUUACAAGCUGAUGAAGAGUGACAGCUAUGCACGUUUCCUCCGUUCUAAUGCUUACCAAGACUUGUUGCUGGCAAAGAAGAAGCCCGAGAAUGAGCAAGGUCGUAGAACUUCCCUAGAAAAGUUCACUCGCAGUAUGGGAAAGUCACUGGCAGGCAAGCGUCUCACAGGCCUGAUGCAAUCUUCUUGACAGCAUCGUCUGGGCUAGCAGUUGCUGACAUCUCCGAAAGACCGCUGCACUCCACCUCCUCAGCCAAGGAAAGACAUUGGGGGGCAUGCGGGUCACUGCGGGGGUGUGUGUGAAUGAGAGAGCAAAGGAGAGAGCACGUUCAGACAAUGGAAGAAGCAUAGGGAGGGAAAAGACGCCAGGAUGGAGAGCCUGACCCACUGGAGGUUCCUCUUUCUGUAGUUUACAUCAACACUUUUCUUACUUACACAGCUUUGUAAUGGCACUGAGGUCUCUAACGAUAAGACUCUGCUUCUAAUUUGAUUUCAGAGGAACACCAUUGCUGUCUAAAGGAGGCCAAUCCAGGCAGAGAAAGAGAGCGAGAAAGAGCUAUCAGUGUCAUUUAAAGUAGCGCUCCUAGGAGAAAUCUAGGGAAAGAAUGGCUGGUUGAGCUCCGUCUUCAUAAUGCAGGCGCUUUCUCACGCUCCGAGCUGCUACUGCUGCAUGUGCACAGCCGUAUCUAUCCGUCUUACAUGUAUCUAGGUAGAACUAACAUUUCAUUCUGCCGAACAGGAGAUUAAUAGUAAUCUCUGAUUUGACACUAAUGGCUCAGAUCUGGCAUCCUUCCCAAAGCCAGAAGGUUUUCCUUUGUCUGAAAGAAAUGUCAUGUGAUAUAAAUGGUUGCCACUCUAGAGCUCAAAUGCAGAUUUAAAAAUUUAAUCCGAUAA
Molecule: messenger RNA, 2486 nt
Organism: Candoia aspera
Lineage: Eukaryota; Metazoa; Chordata; Lepidosauria; Squamata; Candoiidae
Gene: RGS6
Product: regulator of G protein signaling 6
Exons: 18
Coding region: 127-1782 (551 amino acids)
Biological process (GO): positive regulation of GTPase activity; G protein-coupled receptor signaling pathway; intracellular signal transduction
Cellular component (GO): neuron projection; cytoplasm
Molecular function (GO): GTPase activator activity
Source: RefSeq, a predicted model, not a curated record